CGAAGACUUAAUCCGCCUGUGUCGGCGCGCGCUUCUUUGGGAAACAAAACAUGUCUUGGCUCAGUGUGGUUCACUACUGCCCCGUCAAAAAGGCAGCAAAAACAGAUAAAAUAUAUCCAAAUCAUCGGGGAGUUUUAAAAGUUAGCACACAAUCUUUGGUAUGAUACGUCUGGCGUGGAGUGUUUGGCGGAUUGCGCAGCGCUUCAGAUUGGAUGCUACAAGUUUGAAGUCGAAGCGCGUCUUGGAUGAGAAUACGCCUGGAAAUGGGGGAUCAGCGCCAAGGGUCCUCAAAAUGGAUUUAACCACCAUCACCUUCACUUCGCCGAACUCAUCCGCGGAUACUAAUAGCACGUCCGUGCCGAGACCCCCGCCGCAUUCACAGUGCGUGGCGAUGCUCAUUGUUCUCGUGGUUACCGUGAUCAUCUUGGUAACCAUAGUGGGGAACGUAUUAGUCGUGGUGGCCGUUUUCACCAGCCGCGCGCUGCGUGCGCCACAGAACCUCUUUCUGGUCUCUUUGGCGUCUGCUGAUAUUUUGGUGGCCACUUUGGUCAUUCCAUUCUCCCUAGCCAAUGAGGUGAUGGGCUACUGGUUCUUUGGAAGCACCUGGUGUGCUUUCUACCUGGCUCUGGACGUGCUCUUCUGCACUUCGUCCAUUGUCCACCUCUGCGCCAUAAGUUUGGACCGGUACUGGUCAGUCACCAAAGCGGUCAGCUACAACCUAAAGAGAACCCCGCGGAGAAUAAAGUUCAUGAUCACGGUGGUGUGGAUCAUUUCUGCGGUGAUUUCCUUCCCGCCGCUUCUCAUGACCAAACACGAUGAGCUGGAGUGCUUGCUGAACAACGAGACCUGGUACAUCCUUUCCUCUUGCAUGGUGUCGUUCUUUGCCCCUUGUCUCAUCAUGAUUUUGGUGUACUGCAAGAUCUACAGGGUGGCCAAACAGCGUGCGUCCACUGUGUUCGUGGCCAAGAACGGAAUGGAGCGACAACCGUCGCAAUCCGAGACCUGCUUCGUGCGUAAAGGCAAGUCAGAGACGGAGAGCCCCAGUAGCCACAGCUCGGGCAGUCGAGAGCGCAAAGGCGAGCUCGACGACAUCGAUCUGGAGGAGAGCAGCAUCUCCAACAGACAGAGGAACUCGCGCUUCGCCAAGAGCAGAAAGGUGGAGGGUGCACAAGCGUGCCCAAAGCAAAAUGGACGGCUGUCAUGGGCUUGUAGCCGCGGGUCGGAGCUCGAGCAGGAGCCGACCGCGCGUCAGCUGUCUUUGUCCAAGUCCAAACUGGCACAGAUGCGAGAGAAGCGCUUUACCUUCGUGCUGGCUGUGGUCAUGGGGGUGUUCGUGCUCUGCUGGUUUCCAUUCUUCUUCACGUACAGCCUUCAUGCAAUAUGUCGAGAAAGUUGCACAAUACCGGAUUCUCUAUUCAAUCUCUUUUUCUGGAUUGGUUACUGCAACAGCUCUGUGAACCCCAUUAUUUAUACAAUUUUCAACAGAGACUUUAGGAAAGCGUUUAAGAAGAUAAUGUGUCAGCAUUCUACACGCACGUAAAUGCACAUGUAUAUGGGUCAGUGACAAAUAAGAGUCAGAGGGGCAAUCUUUUGUAAA
Rhinichthys klamathensis goyatoka is the source of this 1597-nucleotide messenger RNA. It is a transcript of the gene adra2db, whose product is annotated as adrenergic, alpha-2D-, receptor b. The record is from RefSeq and is a predicted model, not a curated record. Bases 161 to 1540 code for a protein of 459 amino acids. Gene Ontology annotation, biological process: adenylate cyclase-activating adrenergic receptor signaling pathway. The transcript has a single exon. NCBI's taxonomy places the organism in Eukaryota, Metazoa, Chordata, Actinopteri, Cypriniformes, Leuciscidae. Gene Ontology annotation, molecular function: adrenergic receptor activity. Gene Ontology annotation, cellular component: membrane.